Messenger RNA from Rotaria sordida, 216 nucleotides. NCBI's taxonomy places the organism in Eukaryota, Metazoa, Rotifera, Eurotatoria, Philodinida, Philodinidae. The record is from the annotation of a GenBank genome assembly.
AUGCAUUUUUUGUCGAAAUUUCCCCGCUUUUCAAUUUCAAAUGUUCGUCUUUUUAGUUCCAUUCGACAGAAACAUUCUUUGGACGGAUCUGAAUCAGGUUAUCAUCAUGUUGUAUCCAAUUAUCAAAUACACACAAACUGUUAUAUCAAUUUUAUCCUUUUCUUUCAUUUGCAUGAUUGUGAACUGGCUAACGUUGUAAUUCAAAUAUAUUUUUGA